Messenger RNA from Branchiostoma belcheri (Belcher's lancelet), 729 nucleotides. Its product is annotated as copper homeostasis protein cutC homolog. The record is from RefSeq and is a predicted model, not a curated record. Lineage: Eukaryota; Metazoa; Chordata; Leptocardii; Amphioxiformes; Branchiostomatidae. Gene Ontology annotation, molecular function: copper ion binding.
AUGGAGGUGUGUGUGGACUCAGCUGUUAAUGCAGAGUAGGGAGGUGCAUCCAGACUGGAGUUGUGAAACUUGAUGGAAGGAGGGACCACUCCAAGUUUAGAAAUGCUGAAGGUGGUGAAACAGAAAAUGGGGAUCCCUGUGCUCGUGAUGAUUCGGCCACGUGGCGGCGACUUUCUGUACGGCACCGGGGAACGGGAGGUCAUGAUGGUCGCCCUCUGUCUGGCCAAGGAACAUGGGGCUGAUGGGAUAGUGUUGGGUGCUCUCACAGAGAAUGGCAGAAUUGAAAAGGAUUUCUGUGCACAGUUGAUUGGUUUAGGAAGGCCUUUACCAGUGACUUUCCACUGAGAAUUUGACAUGGUUGCGGAUCCCCAGCAGGCCCUGGAGGAUGUCAUCUCCCUGGGAUGUGAGAGACUGCUGACCAGCGGGCGUGACUCCACUGUUUUGGAGGGUCUUCCACUCUUAAAAAAACUCAAGAAACAGUCGAGAGGAAGAAUCAUCAUAGUACCAGGAGGAGGCAUCAAUGAUAGGAACCUGCCCAAAAUCCUGAAGGACACCAGAGUCAGGGAGUUCCACUGUUCAGCCAGCUGCUUCAUACCUUCAGGCAUGGUGUACAGGAACACGACAGUGUACAUGGGAGGGGCGCUCAGGCCACCCGAGUUUGGAUAUAAGGUGGCAAGCACAGACAGAGUCCAAACACUGAACCAGAUUGCUAAAUCUACUGUGCUGUAG